GAAGAAAGGAAGAUGAGAAAACGAUGUAAAAAUAAAAAUGUUGAUUCAGCUCACAUGGAAAGGUUACGUAUUAAAUUUGUAGAGCAAGCUAAGAAAUAUUUUGGAGUUCCGUAUGCUAAAAAAUACUGGUCAGCAGACAGUAAGUAUUGCUCACCUGAGUAUAACUCUCCUAUAUUCCUGGAUUGCUGUGGUUUGGUUCGACAAGUUUUACGAGACCUGAAGAAGGAGUUCCGUUUCAAGAUUGGUCCGUGGAAUCAGGCGUAUAUGUUUGAUACUCUACCAAUUAUUAUAGACAAAGAGGAAGACAUGAGACCUGGUGAUCUAGUCUUUAUGUCUGGCUUAUACACCAAUAAGAAAAACAAGAAACAGCGUCAUAACAUGACUCAUGUAGAAAUUUGGUAUGGUGACGGCCCUAAGACGAUUGGUUCACGCUGGAAUAAUGGUAAAGUUCAGAUAUUUGAUAGUUAUAGAUUCCAGGCUAAAAGUUUCCACAGUGAAGAAUAUUAUUUUAGAUCUAUUGAUACAUGGUUAAGAGGGAUCUGUAAAAGUUUUUGUCCUCAACAUCCAUGGCGUAGAUCAAAACACAAACCUGGUAAAAAAUCCAUCUUUAAACCUGACGAUGAUGAAUUAAUAGAGGAAGAUGAAAAGGCA
This is a messenger RNA of Lottia gigantea (owl limpet), 651 nucleotides long. RefSeq lists its product as hypothetical. The record is from RefSeq and is a predicted model, not a curated record. The transcript has 4 exons. Lineage: Eukaryota; Metazoa; Mollusca; Gastropoda; Lottiidae. The annotation marks the transcript as partial.